GAAUAUGAAAUAUAGUGAUUCGUGUGCAUAUGUCAAAAUUUUAUUGUAGUUUAUCACGAUUAGUUAUCUGUGUGCAAUAAGUAUAGGUGUUUAAUAAAAAAUUAUACACAAGACUUUUAUGGACUAUGCAGGAAUUUUCUUAUGUGUUAUCAGAGUACGAGGAAAUAAAUCCUCUUCUUUAUAAGCCUAUCAAUUCAACUCAACGAAUCAAGUAUACAUGUUUCAACAUAUCCCCCAGCUAUAUUAUAUUGGGUUCAACUAGUGGCAGUAUUUAUUUAUUCUCAAGGAAACCAUGCUCCUUCAUACAAUUGAUACCCUUAUCGGAAGGCAUAGUGUCCCGUAUUCUCAUAUCACCCGAUGAGAAAACAAUAGCCUUAACAACAACUCGUGGUAUAAUUUGUCUGGUAGCCUUAAAACCAGUGUUAAAAUUAAUAGCCAUAUCAACUGAAUAUGUUCGCAAAAAUAUUAACUGUCUUUGUUGGAAUGAUAAUAGCUGUGAAAUUUAUGUUGGAGAUGGAAAUGGACGGGUUUCUGUUAUUGUGCUAUCUAUUUUUACGGUUAAUGGUAUCUUUCAAGCACCAGCCUGUACCCUAAUGAAUUUAGAUUCAUCCAUUGUACAACUUACUUUUUCAUCACCUUUGCUAUUGGUGUCAACAUUGACUCGAUGUUACAUAUGUGAUACAAUACAAGAACAAUAUAAGCAAGUCGGAAAUAAAGCACGAAAUGGAGAAUUUGGUGCUUGUUUUUAUAAAACAUAUCCUACAGAAAAUAAGAGUGCUCCAAUUAACCAAAAAGAAGGAAAGUUAGUCAAUAAAAAAGGUUUUUUUAAUUUCAUUGCUGAGGCUAAUAGUAAGGUGCAAGAGGAAAAUUUUCCUCAAAUCUUUUGUUCUCGACCAGGAUCUAGGCUUUGGGAAGUAGCUGCAAAUGGAACUGUGAUAAAAACUCAUCAGUUUAAAGAAGCGCUUGCGAUUGCACCUACAACAAUAUGUAAACCAAAUAUUAGAAAAUCCAAUUAUCAAAAGCACACAGAACAAACUUGGUUGCCACAGUCUAUUAAUUUUUCCCAUCUAUUUGUCAUAGCAAAGAAGUAUUUAUUUUCAUAUACUUCUACUGGCCUAUAUAUCAUUGAUCCUAUAACUGCAACUGUAGUGCUAUGGAAUAAUGAAUUUUCAAAUAUAAGUUUUGUAGAAACUAUAGAGAACAAGAUAUAUUUGAUGACUUCUGGUGGGGAAUUCCACUGUUUAGUUUUAUGUUCCUUAGAUUCUUUAAUAUUACAACUAUAUAAUAAGAAAAAAUAUUAUGAAUGUUUAGAAAUAUGCCUCAUGUAUAAAGUACAAUUAAAGAAAGUAGUAAAUAAUACUAAAAUUAAUAAUAUUUGUGAUAUAGAGAUUAAGUUGCAAAUAUUUAGAGAUGACGAGUUAUCAACGUUAUUGUAUCCUUUAAUAAUGUUACUAGAAUCUAAUUUAAAGAUAACUCCAAAAAAGUUAGAUUCGGGUAUCGUAGUCGUUAAUUAUGGAAAGUCAAGCCUAAAAGGCGAGGAAAAUUGUAUAUUUCAUUCAGCAUCUCAUUGUUCUCUGCAAAAUAAUGAAAAUCUUUUUGAAACCGAAUUAGAGGCAGAGAAAGAAACAUCAACCAAUUUAUUAAAUGAUUUUGAUAAUAAAGUGAUAGAGGAUGAAGAUACAAAUUGCAAUACAGCAAAAGAAAUAGUAGUAGCACAAAAUGCGGAGUUAUCAGUAACCAAAGAAGAGCUGAAUUCAAACAAAAAUGUAACACAUAAAAUACAAGUAGAUCUGGAAGCUAUAUAUGCAUUAGUCAGUAAUAUUAAGUCUUCAAUGGACGAAGAAGAAUUAGAAAAAAUAAUUUUGGAUAUAGAUUGGAAAAUGGAUGUUAUUAAAGACUCAUAUGAAAACUUAGUUGAAUUAAAAAACUUCUUAUAUGAAGUAUUAAGAAGUGUAGAACUAUAUUAUUUUAAUGCUCUACUAGAAAAUAUUUCAAUACAACUGAUACAAUCUACAGAUAAUGAAAAUAUUAUUAAACAAAUAAUGAAAGCUUUUAUUAAUGUGAAUGCUCAAAAUUGUAGAAGAUGUACCUGUAGUAAUCCAUACCCAACUGAUGAACUAUCAGAACCAAAGUUCCUGGGGUUUGGUACAGCCCUUCUUAAAAAAAUGCUAAAUGAAAAUAAGGAAGAAUGUAUAAAUUUAUGUAACAAAGUACCUUAUAUGUGGCGAGACUAUUUGCCACUAUACACAGAACGACAUGGUAUACUAAUGAAUGAUAUACUGCGUCAAUGUCUUCAAACUAGAGAUAAUAUUGUACUUUCCAUUCUUUUACCUUUAUUGGAUGGAAAUCACUGGAAGACUGUAGCAACAUAUGCAAAAGAAAUACAAGAGGGACAGUGUUUGUUCUGUGGAAAGUCUAUAAAAAAGGGAAAUCGCGAAGAAUCGAUAAACUGGACUGUUGUGAUAUAUGAAAUCAUAAAAAGACAGGGACCUGACAUUGCCAUGACACUACUAAUAAAGUUAGAAAAAGCUAUUUCUAAUGUACCUAUUGAUAUAAGUAUAUUUCAAUCAUUAAUAUUUACAAAGCUAAUAUAUCGACAUGGAAUGAAGUGUACUAUAAAUUUUAACAAAAGUAAUAUGGAAUCAUCUCAAUAUAAUACAAUAUGUUCUACUCAGAUUCAAAAUCAAUUGGUUAAAGUUCUUGAAAAAGAUUUAAGUCAACCAAUUAAUAAAAAUAUUUUCGAGAAUGGACCGCAUCAUUGGGGAAUGAAUUAUCAGAAUAAAUUAUCUACAUGUCCUUGCUGCACGUUGUCCCUUCAAACACCGGUUCUAUUAGGUAACAAUGGAAUCGCAAUAUUUGAUUGCGGUCACGCUUAUCACGUAAAUUGUAUAAUAGAAAAGAAACUUACAGCCUGUACCCUUCAUUCCUAAUUAUACAUGUACGAACAUAAAUAAAUCUGGUUACAAGAUUUGUUAAAAUGAUUUUCAAAAGGUAAAG
Molecule: messenger RNA, 2997 nt
Organism: Eufriesea mexicana
Lineage: Eukaryota; Metazoa; Arthropoda; Insecta; Hymenoptera; Apidae
Gene: pink
Product: WD40 repeat domain-containing protein pink
Exons: 6
Coding region: 126-2930 (934 amino acids)
Biological process (GO): developmental pigmentation
Cellular component (GO): cytoplasm
Molecular function (GO): protein binding
Source: RefSeq, a predicted model, not a curated record